Molecule: messenger RNA, 3742 nt
Organism: Acanthopagrus latus (yellowfin seabream)
Lineage: Eukaryota; Metazoa; Chordata; Actinopteri; Spariformes; Sparidae
Gene: rnf10
Product: ring finger protein 10
Exons: 17
Coding region: 406-2790 (794 amino acids)
Biological process (GO): positive regulation of myelination; positive regulation of transcription by RNA polymerase II
Molecular function (GO): metal ion binding; transcription cis-regulatory region binding
Source: RefSeq, a predicted model, not a curated record
GCAGUACAAGGCACAUCCGGGUCUCUCAGCUUCUUGCUUGGCGACCCGUCGCCAUUAGUGCAAGCUCGUCGGAACGGAGGUGUUUUUUAGUGAAAAUCUUUAAAUUAUCGUGUUUUCCAGCGUCUGGAAAACAUUUCCCGCCUCUUGAAGGGCACUUUGUUUUCCUUUACGAGUAAAAAGGCUUAACUUCGGGGGGUCUUGGCCCCGCGUGGCGAGCUUUCGUCCUCUCUUCUAACAGCCUCCAUAACUUGAGACAUCGAAAUCGUGUCUCUUCUUUUUUCUCGGUUUGUUAUCGUCAAGAUGUCGCCGUGAUGGGGUCCCCGCGUUUGACAGAAAUGAAUCAGGGCCUUGGCCGCCUGACCCGCACUCACUGCACCUCGCCUUUCUCCUUCGUUUCUCUGUUUGAUGCUAGAGAGCUCGGCGGCUCUCUGCCCGGAGCUCGGCCUCAACACCAGCACUCACUGCACGGACACAGUCAUGGAGAAAAACCCCAACAGCAGCACCAGCACCAAGGUUCCGCCCCGUUCCAGCUCCACAGGACCAGCACCGGGCGAGACUAAGACCAAAACAGAAGGUAAAAAUAAUGGAGGCUCCAAGCGCUACAGCCGCAAGCGUGAGCCCUCCUUUCCUAAAAGCGACACUUUCCCAGGCCCUCGCCGCACCAAUUCACAGAAAAGCAAGAAUUUUGACAAGAGACCCUCUCAGAGAGGCGGACGACAGUAUGGAGUUACAGGCGGAGGACGACGUGAGGAGGUAGCAGAGACGCGCCGGGCCGAGUUUAGCCCGGCUCAGUUUGCUGGACCGAAGAAAAUAAGCCUGAACCACCUGCUGAACUUCACCUUUGAACCCCGUGGAGGUACCAGUGGCAUCGGAGAGGGAGGCCACUCCUACUGGGGCCGCCGAAACAAGUGGGGCCACAAGCACAAGCCCUUCAACAAGGAGCUAUUCCUGCAGGCCAACUGCCAGUUUGUGGUGAGUGAUGACCAGGACUACAAGGCUCACUUCACUGAUCCAGACACUCUGGUCAACUGGGACUGUGUGCAGCAAGUGCGCAUCUACAGUCAUGAGGUGCCGUCUUGCCCGAUCUGCCUGUACCCUCCUGUGGCAGCCCGCAUCACCCGGUGUGGGCACAUCUUCUGCUGGCCGUGCAUGCUGCACUACCUCUCUCUUAGCGACAAGAGCUGGUCCAAGUGCCCCAUCUGCUACGAGGCCGUUCACACCGACGACCUGAAGAGUGUGGUUGCUAUGGAGACCAGGCAGUAUGUGGUUGGUGAUGUCAUCACCAUGCGCCUCAUGCGGAGGGAGAAGGGGGCUCUGGUGGCCAUGCCGAGCUGUCAGUGGGUGAAGGUGGAGGAGCCUGUUCGCUUCGGAGAUGGGUGUCUCAGCCCGUACUCCAAGCUGCUGCUGGCCUCCCCGGCUCAGGCCCUGAGCCUGGUGACGGAGGAGAAGGCCGUCCUGCAGGCUCAGCUCAGCCAGGACGUGGACUCACAUGGCUGCUUCAUCCAGAGCGCCCUCUGUCUGCUGCAGGAGCAACAGGAAACGUUGCUGAAACAGCAGAAGACGAACGCAGAAGACGUCCUCGACUUCUCCUCUCUGACUCUGGAAGAACCAUCUUCUCCUGAGGAGGAAGUGGUGACCAACACCAGCAGCAGCAAGCCCGUGCUGCAGUACGCCUCUGCAUUCGAUGACGAGGUGGCGGAGGUCCCUGAUGUCCCUGACGACACCGCUGCUGAGCUGCCAGACCACCCUGAAGGUAUUUUGGAGUCAGUGCUGGAGGAACCUCCAGAAGCGAUGAUGGAUGAUGCCCCAGAGCCCCAGCCCGAUGAGGAGAGCCCAGCCAGCCAGCCAGAGUCAAGCCGCCCCUCCACCAGUGUGGUGCAUGGACCCUACUACUACUUCUACCAAGCUGACGACUGCCAGCAGAUGUUCCUGCAUCCUGUGAAUGUACGCUGUCUGCUGCGUGAAUACGGCAGCUUGGAGGCCAGUCCUGACACCAUCACUGCAACAGUGGUGGAGAUUGUGGGACACACGGUCACUGAGGAGGUCCGUCGUCGCCAUCGUUAUCUGGCUCACCUGCCGCUCACCUGCGAGUUCAGCAUCUGUGAGCUCGCCCUGCAGCCGCCGAUCCUGUCCAAGGAGACUCUGGACACAUUUGCAGACGACCUGGAGAAGAGGAAGCGCCUGAGGCAGAAGAAAGUGAGGGACGAGAAGCGCAGAGAGAAGCGAAUUGAAAUUGAGGAGAACAAGAAGCAGGGUAAAUAUCCGGAGGUGCAUAUUGGAUUAGAGAACCUUCAGCAUUUCCCAGCGUUCGGGUCUCCACCUUACAACAGCAGCUUCCAGAUUCAGCCUGACUUCACCUUUGCUCCCCCUUCACCCCUCAGCAGCAGUCCAACCUCUGACGGGAUCACAUUCCCGAGUCUGAACGGGCAGAACGCUUCACCCACUGUGGGCAGUGUGGAAGACGACGCUCACUGCAUGUCCUUUGCACAGAUGCUCAGAGAUGGGAAAGCCAGAGCUGAUGCUGGGCCCAGGAUCGCUCCAAAGAAAGCAGAUAAGCUGCUCGCUCCUCCAGCAGCAGACAGCGACGGGGAGAGCGACGGCUCGGACCGGGUCCCCGUUCCCAGCUUCCAGAACUCCUUCAGCCAGGCCAUAGAGAAGGCACUGCUGCAGCUGGAUAAUGGAGCGGCUUGUCCUCCACAACCUGUUGUUGAUCCAGAUGAGAAAGGAGGGAAGAAGAAAAAGAAGAAGCAGAAGCUUCUGUUCAGCACAUCCAUGGUUCACACAAAGUAGACACUGAAGUUCAUUAAUCAGAUUCUUGAGUUGAUAACCCCUCUGCGUGUGUUUCUUACUUCCAUGCAGACCUUUCUUUGAACUAUAAACUGUGGAAGUAGGUUUUAGGAUGUAGCCAAAGUUCCUGCUGCUUGUAGUCAUUGCUUUAUUGGUUUGAUCCACCGUUUGUUUAAGCUUUGCAGCAACUUCCUGUCACACCGAAAGCCUUCUGGGUGACAUUUUGCUCAGAUUUGAAGUAAAACAAUGAUCAAAACAAACUCCUGGUUCAGGCUUUAGCAUCACAGGUGGUUGCUGUAACUUCCCCGACCCCCGAGGAUCUACGAGUAAUAUGGAUAAGAUGAUUUGAGGGCGCUUUUUAUAUCAGAGUAGCAGUCAGCCAGCUGCAGAUACGCUGCACCUCUUAAAUCUUUCCAGGAUUCUCGGACAUAAUUUAUCUGGAACUUCACCUCAGAACAGACGGAAACAGAUUUAGUUCAGUGCUCAUCACAUGAAGCACUUCAUGAGGAUAGAUUAUGCUGCUUUGAGAUCAACUCUCUAGUAUUUCUCCACAACAACAUGAAUAUAAAAUGUUCUGCAGCCGUCGUGAGGACAUGAAAACACAGUAUUGUAUUAAAGAGAUUAGGUCAACAGAACGUCAGUAUGUUCAGCCUGGUCGAACCAUAAUUACGCACUUUGUUCUCAUCCAGUUUCUCCUCCGUGUUCUCUUCUGUUGUAGAGUGUUUACUAACCUUCAAACAUUACUCUUCCAGUUUUAAUUUCAGUGCUGAAAAUGUGUGGAGAUUUGGUGAUGUUUUAAGGACUUGCUUUGAGACCUGGAAAAGAAAAAGGGGAUUGAAAAUGUGUUUCGUUGGAGGGUUCUAUAAUUCUUUCACCUUUUAAUUUUGAAGCAAGUUAAUAGGCUAGUGAACAUGACUAGUCUGACAAAAGGAAUAAACUAUUAUGCACAAUCAAA